AUGAGUUCAAAUGCUAAUCUGAGGGCUGAUAUAAGAGUAACUGUUGAAACUUGUACAUCAACAAAUCCUGUUCAUAAGAAGGAACUUACCGUGCGUAUUACUGAUGAUGCAGGUCCAUUAUUCUUGUAUUCUCUUGUUAUAGGAGAAGAAGAUUUUCAGAGUUUAAAGAGCCAACAAGGAUUGCUUGUAGAUUUUUCAGCUUUUCCUCAGAAAUUCAUUGAUUUGUUAGAUCAAUGCAUUUUGGAACAAAGAAAACAAAUACCUCGGUUUUUAAUUCAACUUGUAACAUCUUCCCCUGUAUUGGACUGCAUGCCUGCAUAUUUAAAUGUAGUGGAGACCAAUCCAUUCAAACAUCUCACUCACUUGUCUCUAAAGCUUUUGGCAGGAAGUGACAGUGACAUCAAGAAGUAUCUUGCCAUCUGCAUUAAAAAUUUAAAGAUGGAAAACAAUAUCUUGGAGGAUAAGCUGCAGAAAUCAGAAGAGGGGCUCUUGAAAAGACUAACUGUAACACAGCAGGCUUUGGCAGAAAAAAGUAAGGAACUUGAUAAACUGCAAAAUGAAUGGAUGUCACAGACCACUUCAUUGACUAACAAAUACUCCGAGGAAAUCACAGCAGAAAAGGAGAAAGUGCUACAAGUAAGUAGAACUCACCAGCUUCAGCAUAAACAGCAAAAGAGAGAAAUGGAAGAAACUUGCAACAGAAAAAUACAUCACUUAGAAACAAGGGUAUCUGAACUGGAAACUGUUAAUAAGGAUCUCAAAGAGAAAAAAUACAAGUCUGAAUCUUCUAUAAGAGAGCUGAAAUCAAAAUUUGCAGGACUUGAAGAGGAGUAUCAGAGGGAAAAACAAGAAAUUCUGUCCCUUCGAAGAGAAAAUUCAACUCUUGACACAGAAUGCCAUGAAAAGGAGAAAUUACUGAAUCAACUAAGAACAUGCAUUGCUGUCCUUGAACAAGAAGUGAAGGAUAAAGAGCAAGUACUAAUAAGUGCAGAUGUCUGUGAAAGUGCACAAGAACACAAGAAAAAGUUGGAAGAAUCUCUGGCGAUAAAACCACUUCAAAUUAGAAAACUUGAAACCACUGUGAAGUCUAUUUCUGAGGAGCUUGUGAAAGCUAAUGAAAUUAUCAAAAAGCUCCAGGGAGAAAUGAAGACACUAAUGGAGAAGAUAAAGUUAAAAAAUGCAGUGACAAUUCAUCAAGAAAAAAUAUUAGAAGAAAAAGAGCAAACCCUUCAAAAGGAGAGAGAGGUGUUCAAUAAUGUGAAACAGACUCUUCAACAAAAAGAGGAAGAGGUCUUCAAGUUGCAAGAGCAGUUGGAUACUACUGUUCAAAAAUUGGAAGAAAGCAAACAGCUGCUGAAAACAAAUGGUAAGCAAAUAAUUUCCUGGCUAAAUAAACAACUGAAUGAGAAUAAAAUAGCAUCUAGGCCUGGGGCAUCAGGGCACAGUGAUAUGCCAUGUGCUGGAAGUGUUGCCAAUUCAACAGCCUUGCAGAAUGGCCUGAUACUGAUCAACUUACAAGUACAUUCCUCCAGUACUCUGUUACCUGAAACAAGACUUUGUCCACCAACCUCUUCUCCUAUUAUGCCCCCUAUCUCAGGCCAUGUGUAAGUUUUUCUUAUUUUUUUUUUUUUUUUGCUGAGUGCUAUAACAAACUAGAUCAUUUUAUGGCAACUUCUAAAGACAAAGUGAUUACAUAAGUUCCAUUUUCACUUGUGUGUGUAUGUUGCAUGAAAACUCACACAUUUUUCCAAAGUCCAGUUGCUCCUGUGUACG
Molecule: messenger RNA, 1773 nt
Organism: Pelodiscus sinensis (Chinese soft-shelled turtle)
Lineage: Eukaryota; Metazoa; Chordata; Testudines; Trionychidae
Source: RefSeq, a predicted model, not a curated record